AAGAAUUUAACAAAGAAAUGAAAUUUGGUGAACCAUUUAUAAUAGAGGGUUAUAUGAAUUCAUGGCCAUGCUUUUCAAAAAAUGAUUCAAAUAAUAGAAAUUGGGGCAAUAUAAAUUAUCUUAAACAAAUCGCAGGGCAUAGGACAGUAAAUAUUGAAAUUGGGAAAAACUAUUUAGAUAACAACCUAUCACAAAAACUAAUAACAUUUAACGAAUUCAUUGAACAAUUUAUUGAAAAUAACAAUGAAACAAUUGGUUACUUGGCACAAACCAAAUUAUUAGAUCAAAUACCAGAAUUAAAAAAAGAUAUCAAAAUUCCUGAAUAUUGCUCCGAACAACCAAUUGUUAAUGCAUGGUUUGGUCCCAAAAACACAAUUACCCCUCUCCAUUUUGACCCCAAAAAUAAUUUUCUUUGCCAAGUGGUAGGAUAUAAAUAUAUUAAAUUAUAUCACUCAAAAUACUCAAAUUAUUUAUAUCCAAAUUCUAGUUCAAAAUUAUAUUUUAAUACAAGCAUGGUUGAUAUAGAAAAUCCUAACUAUGAAAAAUAUCAAAAAUUUAAAGAAAUCGAACCAAACUUUUUAGAAUGCGUGCUCAGGCCAGGCGAUAUUUUAUUUAUACCCAAAUUAUAUUACCACUUUGUAAAAUCUCUUUCGAUAUCUUUUUCAUUAAGUUUUUGGUGGGGUUAAAUAAAUAAAUUAAAUAUUUAAUUUAUUAACUUAAUUUAAUUAAUAUUAAGUUUAGAAAAAAAAAAUAAAAAAAAAAAAAAGAAGAAAGAAAAAAAAGUCUUGUUGACUUUUAAAUAACACCUGAUAUGCUGACACAUAAAUUCAAAAAACGAAAAAAAUAAAAAAUAAAAAAAUAAAAAAUUAAAUUUUC
Dictyostelium purpureum is the source of this 876-nucleotide messenger RNA. RefSeq lists its product as uncharacterized. NCBI's taxonomy places the organism in Eukaryota, Evosea, Eumycetozoa, Dictyosteliales, Dictyosteliaceae. Gene Ontology annotation, molecular function: 2-oxoglutarate-dependent dioxygenase activity. Bases 18 to 686 code for a protein of 222 amino acids. The record is from RefSeq and is a predicted model, not a curated record. The transcript has 2 exons.